AUCCGUCUCGUUAGCCCAUUACCGUGGAGCAUAAAGUCCCAGCCCAAGCCCAUCCGACCUCUACCGUAUAUCGUUCGUUGCUCGAUCCGUCCCAAAACCCUAUCUUUGCUUCUCCUCCGCGUGCUGCUUCGACCCAAACCCUAACCAUACGUUCUCUCCUCAUGGCGGAUUCCGGAGUGGAGAUGGCGGCCGCUGGAGAAGUAGAAGAAGAGAUUAAGACCUCGGGGGAAGAGGAAGCGAUGCAAGUCAAUGAAUCUGAGGCUGCGGCGGACGAGAUCGUAGCUGCCGCCGGAAACCACAAGCGAAAGCAUGAGGAUCUGGAGCCCUCUGACGACGCUGAAGACGCACCGGCCAAGAAACAAGAGGUCUCAACCGAGACCCUCGCCGUAGCCGACGUCGAGACAAGAUCCGGCAACGGAGAGGUCGCUGAGGAUGCCUCGGUGGAAGAUUCUGAUGAGGUAAAAGCGGACCUUGUAGCAAACGCUGACCAAAAUCUAGAAGUGUCUGAGGUUGUUGAAGUGAAAACUGAUGACCAGGUUGAACAACAACUUGCUGGAACCGAUGGCUUGGUGCCUGUCGAGACUGACAAAGAGAUAAAAGAAUCAGAAACAGAAACGGAUGAAAAUGGUAAUAUUCCUUCUGAAAAAGAUCCCGAGAGCUUCGCAUCACCUCCAAUAGAUUCAGAAGUUGUAUCUCAUAAAAUUGAAAUUCCCAACAACAAGGUUGGAGUUCUUAUUGGGAAAGCUGGUGAGACAAUAAGGUACCUUCAGUUCAACUCGGGAGCUAAAAUUCAGAUAACCAGAGAUGCUGAAGCUGAUCCAAAUUCUACAACUCGUUCCGUGGAAUUAAUAGGGGCCUUCGAAAGCAUUAACAAGGCAGAAAAACUCAUAAAAGAUGUUAUUGCUGAGGCUGAUGCUGGUGGUUCACCAUCCCUGGUGGCUAGAGGUUUUGGAACUUUACAGUCUGGUGGAGAACAAUUUGAAAUUAAAGUAGCGAAUGAGAAGGUUGGGUUAAUCAUAGGCAAGGGUGGAGAGACUAUUAAAAAUUUACAGACCAGAUCUGGCGCUCGCAUACAGUUGAUACCACAACAUCUUCCUGAGGGUGAUCCUUCAAAGGAAAGAAUUGUUCGAAUAACUGGAGAUAAAAGACAAAUUGAAUCUGCUAAAGAAAUGAUCAAGGACGUAAUGAAUCAGACACCUAGGGCAUCACAUCUCUCUAGUCACAGCCAACAAAACUACCGGGCUCGUGGGUCAAACUUACAGCCCCACUGGACAGCUCGAGCAACUUCCCCAGCACAACGUGGAGGUCAUGAUUACCAGCAACGAGGUUCAUAUCCACCUCAAUCUGCACAUUAUCCCCAACCUUAUGGUGGCUACUCACAACAGUCUGCUCCACGAGGUGGAUUUGGCAAUGCUGGUUGGGAUCAGAGAUCAUCUGCGCCUGCCCAUAAUGCUCCAACUAGUGUGUAUGACUAUUAUGGGAAUGGUUGCCCGCCAUCUGGAGCUCAAGCUUCAAUGGCCAACCCCAUGUCUGGUCCAUCUCCAGCGCCUAUGAACUAUGGGCAAUCACAACCUCCAAAUUAUGGACAUUCUGCUCCCUAUGGACAGCCUACUCCCAUGCAACAGAACUAUAAUCAGAGUUACAAUGACCCCAGAUACGAUAGUCAAGCACCAAAUCAGCAGUUCUAUAACCAGCAAUCAAUGGGCCCGCAACCAAAUGCCUAUGGCCAAGGAACAACGCAUACAGGCUACACUCAGCAACCACCGUAUAACAAGGCAGCUUAUGGUGCAUCCCAAGAGGGACCUUACGGUGUUCCACAUCAAGAGGGGCCGCCAUCUUAUGGCGUGCCACCGCGAGCAAGUCAACCUGGAGAUCCAACAUACCAGGGUUAUGGACCGCCAUCUUAUGGAUCUGGUGCUCAGCAAUAUCCUUACGGUUCCAAUGCAGCUUCUCAACCGGCACCUGCUUAUAAUCAGACUUAUGGGCCUGCAUCUGGAGCUACUGAUGGAUACGCCCAACCACCACAGGCAGUUUAUACUCAGCAGGGGGGACAAGCUCCUGGCUAUGGACAAGCUGGACAGCAAGCAUCUGCAUACUCUCAGCCAAGUUCCCAGCCUUCUGCUUAUGGGCAGUACCCCACACCCCAACAAGGCUAUGCUGACCCUUCCUCAGGCAAUACAAAUUAUGGAUAUCAUGGUGGCCCUGCUCAAGCAGCCUAUGGUAAUAACAUCCCAGCAUCGGGUUAUGCUAGUGCUCCUGCUGCCGGUAGUCAACCUGGUUAUGCUCAGCAGCCAUCAAAUCCUUCUGGUUAUUAUGACCAGACUAUGGCUCCUCAGGCUGGAUAUGCGGCCAAUCCAAAUACCGCACCAGGCUAUGCAAAUCCUAAGAGCGUCUCCCCUCAACCUGGAUAUGGUGGUCAGUAUGAUUCUGCUCAAUAUGCUCAUCACUGAUGAAAUUAUACUGAUUGUUGCUAGAACUUUUAGUAUAUUCGAAAGAUGUGGUUUGUAGCUGUGGACACUGAUGAAAUUGUAGCUGUGGACAUUUCGGUUGGGCGGCUGAAGCCUCUUACUGUACUAUCUAAUGUUUUCGAUGUCAUUUUGACUGCAAUGAGUACUCAAUAUGGAGACAUCACUAGUUAAGUUGGACAUGUACCCUAUCUUCUAUCUUAUGUAUCGUUUUACUCAA
Messenger RNA from Zingiber officinale, 2685 nucleotides. RefSeq names its product far upstream element-binding protein 3-like. Bases 162 to 2450 code for a protein of 762 amino acids. The record is from RefSeq and is a predicted model, not a curated record. Gene Ontology annotation, biological process: regulation of gene expression. NCBI's taxonomy places the organism in Eukaryota, Viridiplantae, Streptophyta, Magnoliopsida, Zingiberales, Zingiberaceae. Gene Ontology annotation, molecular function: mRNA binding. Gene Ontology annotation, cellular component: cytoplasm. The transcript is spliced from 8 exons.